Messenger RNA from Linum tenue, 1044 nucleotides. NCBI's taxonomy places the organism in Eukaryota, Viridiplantae, Streptophyta, Magnoliopsida, Malpighiales, Linaceae. The record is from the annotation of a GenBank genome assembly.
AUGGCAAGCCCCCACGACCCCGGGUUCCGCGACUCCUGGUACGCCGGCACCGUCGUCCGCCGCGAGGCGAAGAACACCAAUCGUUACGUAGUCGAGUACGACCAGCUCUACUCGGACGAAUCUGGGGAGAAGCUGCUGCAAGAAACCCUCGAUUGGAUCCAAUUGCGUCCGCCGCCGCCGCUUCCCGAGAAGAAGAAGGUCGAGUUCAAGUUCGAAGACGAAGUGGAGGCCUUCUAUAGCGACGACUGUUGGGAAGGGGCUAUUAUUGCGGAGCACUCCGGCGGGAAAUUCGCGGUGUUCCUCAGUUCUCCUGGGACAAUGCGUUUGCUCUUACUCGAGGGGAUUGCUUUUCCCGGCGGCAGCGGCGGCAUGGCAAGCCCCCACGACCCCGGGUUCCGCGGCUCCUGGUACGCCGGCAUCGUCGUCCGCCGCGAGGCGAAGAACACCAAUCGUUACGUAGUCGAGUACGACCAGCUCUACGCGGACGAAUCUGGGGAGAAGCUGCUGCAAGAAACCCUCGAUUGGAUCCAAUUGCGUCCGCCGCCGCCGCCUCCCGAGAAGAAGAAGGUCCAGUUCAAGUUCGAAGACGAAGUGGAGGCCUUCUACAGCGACGGCUGUUGGGAAGGGGCUAUUAUUGCGGAGCACUCCGGCGGGAAAUUCGCGGUGUUCCUCAGAGGCUUUGAGGAGCAGAUUGUGUUUGAAGAGAAAGAUUUGAGGUUGCCUUUUCAGUGGGUUAAAGGGAAGUGGGAGCCGCGAUUCGAACAGUUCACUCAAGGAAUGCAAGUCGAGGUGCUAACUGACGAAGACGAUUUGAAAGGUGCUUGGUUUGUUGCAACAAUUAUUGAACCUUCGGGUGAAGACAAGUACCUUAUUGAGUACAAAACCCUGAGGAAUGAUGAUGAUACUGAGUUUCUCAGAGAAGACAUUCGUGCUUGCAACAUAAGGCCUUGUCCGCCGGAGAUCAUUGUUGUGGAUGGAUUCAAGGUGUUGGAUGAAGUAGAUGCUUACUACAACGAGGGCUGGUGGGUUGGCGUGAUUGGAAAG